CACUUAUUUCAUACAACAAAUUUGCAACAAUAAACCUAUUCAUCAAAACGAAAAAACCAACACCACAACCAAAAUCUCCAAAUUUUCUGGGAAACCCUUUGUAGAAAGAAAAAAAUCUUUGGCUGGUUUCCCAGAUCCCAAACAAACACCUUCAUUUUUUCUUGAUACUUAUAUAAUGUAUUCUUGAUUCUUGUGUUUUCCUGAGAAAACAAUAGAAAAAAAGAGCAAAACAAUAGCAUUUUAAUGGAUUUUUCUCCAUUAAAGAAGUCAUUCAAAAGCCAGGGUUCUUACAAGCAUGCAAGAAAAAUCUCAGGUGGAGGAGCAACUGCGUCCAGCCACUCUAACGAACACGAAGAGUUGCCAAUUCUCGGCAAUGAUCAUGAUCAUGAUCAUCAAGAAUCACCGCCGGAGCAAUCACCUAGAGCCGUCCGAUCAACUGACCGGGGCCGGGCCGAGGUUAUCGUCAAGGUUGAUUCAGGCCAUUCUAGUUUUGACAGUAAGACACCGAGAGGUAAUAUAGAUGAUCCCCCGUCAAAGCUUAUUGGCCAGUUCUUGAACAAACAAAAAAAUGCUGGUGGUGAAAUUGCUUUAGACAUGGACAUGGAAAUGGACGAGCUAAGACGCGAAUAUUAUGAUCGGAACUUGCAUCCGUUUCCUGAAUCUCCACUUAACAGCACCCCGUCGAAGGAGAUUCGGGUUUCGUUUGAUCCUUCGCUUUCUGGUGGGAUUUCGGGUGCGCUUUCGGGUGGAAUUGAAAGUACUUCAGCUGACACUGUUCGGAAACGGUAUAAGGAUUUAAUAGAAGGCAAAGAUGGUCACCAUAAUCAUAAUCAUAAUCACAAGCAGCAGCCUAGUCGAGACGAGGUGCUAAAGUGCACCUCAAACGCCUCGUUUCGAGCUCAGCCUAAUCAGAUUUCAAGACUGAAAACAAAAUCUAGGCUUUUAGAUCCGUCACCGGAAGAAUUAGCGCGAAUGUCAGGAAGAUUACCGCCCAAAUCAGGACCGUUAAAAUCCGGGCUGUUAGGUAGGGCGAGUAAAGCAGACGACGACGACGAUGACGACGAUCCGUUAGCGGGUGAUGACAUGCCUGAAGAGUAUCAUAGGAAGAGUUUUAGAUUAAGUGCAAUGAAUAUAAUUCAAUGGGUGAGUUUGAUUGCAAUUACGGGUGCAUUAAUCUGCACUCUUGCUCUUUCUGAUUUGAGAGAAAAGCAUUUUUUAAAGCUUCCAUUAUGGAAAUGGGAAGUUUUAGCAUUGGUUUUGAUAUGUGGAAGAUUGGUUUCGGGUUGGGGGAUUCGGAUAAUCGUGUUCUUCAUAGAGCGGAAUUUUCUUUUACGAAAACGGGUUUUGUAUUUCGUUUACGGAUUACGAAAAGGAGUACAAAAUUGCUGGUGGUUAGGGCUUGUGCUAUUAGCUUGGCAUUUCUUGUUUGAUGAGAAGGUUAGAAGAGAAUCAGAAGGAAAUUAUCUGAUGUACAUUAACAAAAUCUUGGUAUGUUUUAUGGUGGCUAAUUUCAUGUGGCUACUUAAAACAUUAAUGGUUAAAGUUCUGGCUUCAUCUUUUCAUGUGAGUACUUAUUUCGAUAGGAUUCAAGAAUCGAUAUUUAAUCAAUUCGUGAUCGAGACGUUAUCCGGACCGCCGUUGAUAGAAUUACAGCGAAACGAGGACGAGAUUGAGAAAACCGCGGCCGAGAUUCGGAUUCUACAGAAUGCCGGAGUUAAUAUGGCUCAAGAACUGAAGGAUUCGGCUUUCAAGAAAGGGGAGGCGAAAAGCUUCUCAUUUUCUAGGCAAAUUUCAAGAAAGUGUGAGACGAAGAGCAGUGACCAUUAUGGAAUAACGAUUGAUUAUUUGCAUAAAUUGAAUCCGAAGAAUAUUUCGGCCUGGAAUAUGAAGAGGUUGAUGAAUAUUGUGAGGCAUGGUUCUUUAUCUACGUUGGAUGAGCAGAUUCUUGAUGCAGGGUUUGAUGAUGAAUCUGGAACCGAAAUUAGAAAUGAAUAUGAGGCUAAAGCUGCUGCUAGGAAGAUCUUUUAUAAUGUGGCUAAGAAUGGAUCCAAGUACAUUUACUUACAAGAUUUGAUGCGAUUUAUGAGAGAAGACGAAGCUUCAAAAUCAAUGAGUUGCUUUGAAGGAACAUCUGAAAGCAGCCGGAUCAGUAAAUCAUCUCUAAAGAACUGGGUGGUGAAUGCAUUUAGGGAGAGGAGAGCACUAGCAUUGACAUUGAAUGACACAAAGACAGCAGUGAACAAGCUUCAUCAUGUGGUGAACGUAGUAGUGAGCAUUAUCAUAAUUGUGAUAUGGCUCCUCAUUCUUGGAAUCGCCACUAGCAAAUUUGUGGUGUUCAUAGGCUCACAGAUUGUGGUGGCCUCCUUCAUUUUCGGAAAUACUGUCAAGACUUUGUUCGAAUCCAUUCUCUUCUUGUUCUUGAUUCAUCCUUUUGAUGUCGGCGAUAGGUGUGAAGUUGAUAGUGUCCAGAUGAUAGUGGAGGAGAUGAACAUUCUAACAACGGUGUUCCUAAGAGCAGACAAUCAGAAGAUAGUGUACCCUAACAAUGUUCUUGCGACCAAGCCUAUCGGAAACUUCUAUCGCAGCCCUGAUAUGGGAGAUGCAGUUGAGUUCUUCAUCCAUGUUUCCACUCCUGCUGAAAAGAUUGCUCUCAUGAGACAGAAAAUCAUCAAUUACAUUGAGACUAAAAAAGAGCACUGGUACCCUGGGCCAAUGGUGGUAAUGAAAGAGCUUGAAGAACUGAACCAAGUGAGAGUGGCAGUGUGGCUGAGGCAUAGAAUUAAUCAUCAAGACAUGGGAGAAAGAUUUUCGAGAAGAUCUCUUUUAUUAGAAGAAAUGGUUAAAAUUUUCAAAGAUGUUGAUAUGCAAUUUCGGUUAUUACCUCUUGAUGUCAAUAUUCGUACCAUCCCUCCUUUUAACUCUUAAUUUGGGUUAAAAUAUAUAAUGUUACUAAAUCUUCCUCUCA
Messenger RNA from Mercurialis annua (annual mercury), 2965 nucleotides. Its product is annotated as mechanosensitive ion channel protein 6-like. The transcript has 5 exons. The record is from RefSeq and is a predicted model, not a curated record. Gene Ontology annotation, biological process: monoatomic anion transport; transmembrane transport. Gene Ontology annotation, molecular function: mechanosensitive monoatomic ion channel activity. NCBI's taxonomy places the organism in Eukaryota, Viridiplantae, Streptophyta, Magnoliopsida, Malpighiales, Euphorbiaceae. Gene Ontology annotation, cellular component: plasma membrane. Bases 244 to 2925 code for a protein of 893 amino acids.